Messenger RNA from Chenopodium quinoa (quinoa), 1331 nucleotides. RefSeq names its product protein PTST, chloroplastic-like. The transcript has 9 exons. Lineage: Eukaryota; Viridiplantae; Streptophyta; Magnoliopsida; Caryophyllales; Amaranthaceae. The record is from RefSeq and is a predicted model, not a curated record. The coding region runs from base 140 to 1045 and encodes 301 amino acids.
UUUAAUUCACGGCUCUUGCUUCGUCAUCUCUCACUCUCACACUCUCAUUCUCACACUCAUCGUAAAAUCUGAUUCAAUUUCUUCUUUACCCUUUUUUUCUCUCUAUUUCUGCUCUGUAAUCAUCAGUUUUUAGGACUUCAUGGGGUGCCACACCAUUGGUAUUGUGAGGUAUUGCCCAGAUGAGCCACUGCUGUGCCUAUCCCGGAAUAAAGUUAAAUCAAAUUUGAACAAUUUUUAUCGUGUUCGCUGUAAUGUGGCAUCCAAAACCUUAGGAGCUCGUUUUCACAACUUUACCCUUGUUCAUCAAAUUACGAGUGAGAAACAUUCACCCCUUCACAGCAUGUGGCGGACUUAUUCUACACCAGUUGGCUUGAAAGAGCAGUCCUCAUCAGGAUCUUCAGGAUACCAUGAUGAUGAAACAGUUUCUGCAGAUCCUGCCAAAGAGAGACUUGCUAAGCCACCUAGUAGCAAUGAGCUGAAGUCAUUGCUUGCUGAUUCUGAGAGAUCAAAACUGGUUAAAAAGUUGAGUGAAGCCAAUCAACACAACCGCUUUCUGAAACGGCAGGUGCAGGAGAGAGAAGAUGCUUUGGUUAAUUUCAAGAGUGAACUUGCUGUCCUGGAACUAGAAAUUCAGGCACUUGUUGCUCUGGCAAAUGAAAUAGAAAAAGCUGGCAUUCCAGAAGGUUCAAGGAAGAUUAAUGGAAGAUACAUCCACUCCCAUCUAGUUGCACGGUUAGAAGCUGUUCAACUGAAGUUUCAGGACCAGAUAAAGGAUGUGGCAGCUGCACAGUCCAGGGAGGUGCCAGUAUUUUGGAUUGGUAUGGCUGAGAGUGUGCAAAUCAUGGGUAGUUUUGAUGGAUGGAGUCAAGGAGAACACCUAUCUCCAGAGUACACAGGUUCAUAUACAAAGUUUUCCACGAACCUGUUGCUCCGUUCUGGGCGGUAUGAAAUCAAGUUUUUAGUCGAUGGGGAGUGGAAGAUUUCAUCAGAGUUCCCAACUAUUGGCGAAGGGUUAGAGGAAAAUAAUCUGUUAGUUGUAGAGUAAUUUUUCUAGUUAUCAAUGACGAAUUUUUAGGGUUAUAGAGUUAUUAACCCAUCCCCUAUCCCCGAAGGAUCUUUAUCAAGAUUAGUACAUCUCAAUAAAAAUGUUAUGUAAGUAAACGGCACGGGCUACUGCCUCUCGAAAAGUGAUCUUAGGUACAGACUUCAUGUGCUGUUAGUCCUCUAUAAUGUACCAAGGUUUUAAAGACAACUGAUCUAAAAUUAUACUGUAAUUAAAAGAAAAACUUGUUUAUAGAGGUAUGAAUCUCAUCAUACUCUUUAGUUGCUUA